AUGGCCGGUAGAGCAGGAGCAGCAUCAGCGCACAAGGCGGACGAGUUGGUUCCCCACCCCGUGAAGGAUCAGUUCCCGAACGUCUCCUACUGCAUAACCAGCCCGCCCCCAUGGCGUGAGUCGCGUCUUCGUCUCCUUCUGACCGACCCUCCAUCUCUCUCUCUCUCCUCCUCACCUUUUUCUCUCUCCUCUUUUAGUCAGAUAUCCAGAUCCAACAUAUUUCAUCGGGCUUAAGAAUUAUAACGAACUCCUUAUUUUCAACGCAGCGGAAACGAUUCUUCUCGGCUUCCAGCACUACCUGGUCAUGCUGGGCACCACUGUCAUCAUCCCCUCUGCCCUCGUUCCUCAGAUGGGAGGAGGAAACGUAAGAACGAAUAUGACAGAAGAGGAAACACUGAUCAUCUUCUUCUUCUCUCAUGGGUAUGCCCUCAAAUCCUCAAUUCUCUCUCUAGUGUGCUGAAUCAUCCUCUUCUUCUACCAGGAUGAGAAGGGGAGGGUGAUCCAGACGGCCCUGUUCGUCUCCGGGGUGAACACUCUGCUUCAGACCUUCUUUGGAACCCGCCUCCCGUCUGUGAUGAGCAGCUCCUACGCCUUUGUUGUGCCAACAAUCUCCAUAAUCUUAGCAGACAGAUACAGCGAAAUUGCGGAUCCUCAUGAGGUACAUCAGACUACUGAAUUGGAUAAAAUUUAUUGAACCGUGGUGUUAUAUUAGUCACCAUGAUUGAAUAUUUUAAUAUGGUGUCAGGCUUGUUGUUUGAUCUUGGGCUUGGAUAGCCCGAAAUUAGGAACAAACAAAUAAAUAAAUAACUAAAUUUUAUGUGAUUAUAUAGUUUGCAACAUGCCAUUUAUAGUCAAUUUGUCCAUCUUCGGCUAGAGUAGUCCUAGAAAACAUGAAGAAAUUUUGCGAGAACAUAUUAUAUGAAACUGUGCCAUUCUUUGUGAAUUGCUUAAUCCAGGGUUAGACAAAAAUUAAAUAAACUUUCACAUGACUAUAUAGAUGGAGUCUCUCUGCUCAUUACCAGCUGGUCAAUCUUAAGCUAGAUCAGUCCCAAGUUAGAAAUUUUGAGCAGAUUUUUUGCAUGAUCAUCUAGAUGGAAUGACGCCAUUCGUUCUCUCUUAGUUGAUCUUGGGGCUGAAUUGUUUCAAACUAGAAAAAUAAAAAUAAAAAUAAAAAUUUAUGCGAUAAACGACAUUGUCCAUGGCCAAUUGGUUGAUCUUGGGUUUGAAUGGGCCCAAACUAGAAAAUAAAUAAAUAAAUAAAUAAAUAAAUUUCAAUAUCAUAUAAAUGAAACCACGCCAACCAUUGUCAAUUGGUUGACCUUUGCCUUAUUCUAGUCCCAAGCAAGAGAAAAGGGAAGAAGUUUACAUUAUCAGAUACAUGACAGAGUGCCAUUAAUUAUCAGUCAGCUUUGAGUUCCAUGAUGGUCGGGAUUCAUCAAACCCAGUUCUACAGAAUUCUUUUUUUCUUCUGUCAGAGAUUCAAGCGCAUAAUCCGGGGGACGCAGGGCGCACUGAUUGUGGCUUCCACUGUUCAGAUCAUCCUUGGCUUCAGUGGGCUUUGGCGUAAGGUCACAAGGUCCGGACUUGUCACUCUGAUGAACACCCAAGUCUCUGUAAUUCUUUGGGUUUCUCAGGUUUUCUCCUACAUUUGCUUGAUGUCGACCAGGUUCCUGAGCCCCCUUGCAGCUGUUCCCCUUGUUACCCUGGUGGGCAUGGGGUUCUAUGAGUUGGGAUUUCCCGGGGUAAGCUUCAGCCGGAAAAAUUGUCCUACCUGCCCUCCGAAAAUCUUGAUUAUUGCAAUUUUUUCCUGGUUUUGUAGUCAGUAAUUCCCUGCUGUUGACUUCUGAUUUCUUUGCUCAUUUCCUAGGUUGGCAAAUGCGUCGAAAUUGGGCUCCCUCAGCUCAUACUUCUCGUCGUUUUCUCCCAGGUACUGAGUUAUGAUUUUACCAUUUUGUUCUCUGCAGGUUUAGGGUAGUAGCAUGCGUGUGGUCAAUGCUACGACCUUUUUGUCUCCGAGGGGGUUAUUACAAACUGCUUGAUUUUCCCCGGUUUUAUUGCAAUCGCAGUAUCUACCCGUGUUUUUAGGAUACUUCAGUUCAUCUUCCGUAUUUUAGGGUAUCUUGCGAAUUCAUUGAUUUUUCUGGGUUUUUUUCUUUUUUUGGAAAUGCAGUAUCUACCCCACGUGUUACCUGGGCAGGUCUUCAAUCGGUUUGCUGUUCUGAUCUCGGUCGCAAUCGUGUGGCUGUAUGCCUACUUGUUGACCGUCAGUGGGGCCUACAAGUAUUCCCCUUUGAAGACUCAGUCACACUGCCGCACGGAUCGAUCAGGCCUCGUCGGCGGGGCUCCAUGGUGAGGAGGCCAGCCUUCUCUCACAACUUCCAUAUGCUCACCUGUUUAUUCUGUGGGUCCCACAUCCACAUAAAAUCGGGCCCACUCCAUCCAACUCCAUGUUGACUUCUUGGGUCAGGUCGGGUGGGCCCAUGUUGUUCUUAAAGAUUUGCUCACUCAUCAGCUGCUUUGGGAAGAGAUUUGACUGUGCCCAUGAUGUUUCAUGAUGCCAUCGGUGGGGUGGUGGCCGCCAAUUAUGCCUGAUAUUCUGCGCGUUGACUGGCUUCACAGGAUUAGGUUUCCAUAUCCGUUUCAAUGGGGAACGCCGACCUUCAAUGCGGGAGAAGCUUUCGCCAUGGUAGCCUCAGCCUUUGUGGCUCUGGUUGAGGUUCGACUCUUCUUCAUCGCCCAGCUGUUGUUGUUCUAUCUAUUGCUAUAUUCGGGAGCAGCCUGACUGGGUCCCACUCCGCUCUUUAUUGCCCGCAGUCAACUGGGACCUACAUUGCCAUCUCGAGGUAUGCGAGCGCGACCCCAUUGCCGCCGUCUGUUCUCAGCCGCGGGAUCGGGUGGCAGGUUGGUGGGAUAUGCUGGCCGCUCUUCUCUCCACACUUGUUAUUCAUCAUGGUUGGGGUGAUCCCGAUCUUGAUACAAGAAGUUGACUUUCUACAGGGCGUUGCUGUCUUAUUGGACGGGCUGUUUGGAACAGCAAAUGGCUCCUCGGUUUCUGUGUAAGCUUCCACUUACAGCAAGGCCCCCCCCUCUCUCUCUCUCUCUCUAAAAAUGUUGGGUUCUUUGGUAGUGAGAAUGCAGGGUUGCUCGGCUUAACACAUGUCGGGAGCAGGAGGGUUGUGCAGGUGUCUGCCGGAUUCAUGAUCUUCUUCUCCAUCCUCGGUGAGUUCUCCCUGCAGAUCCAGAAGUGUGGGAUGUAAAAGUUGUCUUUUUUAUGGAAAGGGAAAUAUUUCUUGCUGACCUGGGUCCCCUUUUUGUCCGAAUCAGGAAAGUUUGGGGCGGUGUUCGCAUCAAUUCCUGCGCCGAUGGUCGCCGCUCUCUACUGCCUGCUCUUUGCCUACGCCGGUAAGUGAACAGAGAAAUCAUCAGAGAUCACCCACCAAUCAGAUGAAGAGGGAGGGGUUCUUAUGCGUCCGUUUCUCUGUUGAACAGGUGCGGCGGGCCUGGGCCUCCUUCAGUUCUGCAAUCUGAACAGCUUCCGGACGAAGUUCAUACUGGGCUUCUCCAUCUUCCUGGGCCUGUCGGUCCCUCAGUACUUCAACGAGUACACGGCGGUGGCCGGCUACGGCCCGGUCCACACUCGCGCCAGAUGGGUACGCAGAGAUUUCCAUAUAUGAUAUGAUUCUCCAUCUGGGUUUUCUUGGUUUUAGCUGAAUUCAGAUGCCCGCGUUGAAUCUGGGUUGUGGGUUGCAGUUCAAUGACAUGGUCAACGUGGUGUUCUCCUCGGAGGCGGUGGUGGCGGCGCUGGUGGCCUUCCUCCUCGACAACACCCUGCAGGUGCAUGAUCCGGCGGUGAGGAGGGACCGGGGGCUGUACUGGUGGGACAAGUUCAGGACCUUCAAGGGGGAUACCCGGACCGAGGAGUUCUACUCCCUGCCUUUUAAGCUCAACAAGUUCUUCCCCGCAGCAUAA
This is a messenger RNA of Spirodela intermedia, 3969 nucleotides long. NCBI's taxonomy places the organism in Eukaryota, Viridiplantae, Streptophyta, Magnoliopsida, Alismatales, Araceae. The record is from the annotation of a GenBank genome assembly.